This is a messenger RNA of Gloeophyllum trabeum ATCC 11539, 719 nucleotides long. RefSeq lists its product as uncharacterized. Bases 161 to 475 code for a protein of 104 amino acids. The transcript is spliced from 3 exons. NCBI's taxonomy places the organism in Eukaryota, Fungi, Basidiomycota, Agaricomycetes, Gloeophyllales, Gloeophyllaceae. The record is from RefSeq and is a predicted model, not a curated record.
GAAAUACAUCAUACGUUCUCAUGUCACAUGUGAUAGUCCGCCUAGACGCAGAGUAUAUAAGGAGGUCGGGUCGCCGCAAGUGCUCCUCACAGUUUUACGACCCAACUCUCUUACGAACACCACAACCGCUCUACCACUUAACCACCUAUCUUUAUUCAUAAUGUCCGGCAACACUGGUGAGCCCAACAAGACCACUGGUCAAUUCCACUCCGUUAAGGGCAACGUCGUCGAAACCGUUGGCAACUUGACCGGCGCCACCUCGUGGCAACAAUCCGGCCAGCAGGAGCAUGCUGCUGGCGAGGCGGAAUACAACGCUGCCAAGGCCAAGGGCUACGCCGAGGGCGCCAUUGACCGCGUCACCGGCAAGAAGGACGCCGUCGUCGGCGCCGUCACUGGCGACAAGCAGCAGCAGGCAGAGGGCAAUAUCCGCCACGACAAGGGACAAGCCCAGCAGGACGUCAACCGCAACCUCUAGAUUGCUGAUAUCUGUAUUUAUACCGAGAGGACCUGAAUAUUGUACGGAUAGAAUGUAAUCGGAUUUGACAGCGCAUUGUAUACCAUCUUGCGUGAUAUGCCAGGAAUUUAAUUCUCAGUGCUACAGUUAAACGUCUGUACGAAGUUCCACAGGCAAGUAAUGCCGUCCAUUCGCCCAGUAUGUAUGAUGUGCCUGUAUCGAAAACACACUGCGUAGCAAAACACGUCUCUCCUUGAUCUCUGCA